Aspergillus fijiensis CBS 313.89 is the source of this 2303-nucleotide messenger RNA. It is a transcript of the gene sac6, whose product is annotated as fimbrin. Gene Ontology annotation, biological process: actin filament network formation; actin filament bundle assembly. Gene Ontology annotation, molecular function: actin filament binding; calcium ion binding. The record is from RefSeq and is a predicted model, not a curated record. Gene Ontology annotation, cellular component: cytoplasm; actin filament; actin filament bundle. Lineage: Eukaryota; Fungi; Ascomycota; Eurotiomycetes; Eurotiales; Aspergillaceae. The transcript has 6 exons. Bases 232 to 2169 code for a protein of 645 amino acids.
GCCAGUCAUCCCAUCCUAACCCCACCUUGUCAUUGGGUUCCUACACUAGUGCAGUUCUACCUCGAGGACCAGACGGCAACCAACCCCACGGAGUCUCCUUCGUUCAUCAUACCAGCAGCUCCUACCCCCCAUCAAGUAUAUUCCCCCGCAAGUUGCGAUUCUAAAUCUUUGAACUUUCAGUUUGCUCAAGAAGCCUAUUUCUUCGAGGUCGAGGGAGACCACAAGGAGAAAAUGAACGUGCUCAAACUACAGAGGAAAUUCCCGCAAUUCGACCAGGCAGACAUCUUCUCCCUCCAAGAUGCGUUUCGGAAGCUGGAUGUCGACGACAGGGGCUAUCUCGACGAGGCCACUGUGAUCAAGGCAACGCAACAAACGGAACGGAAGCCUUAUGAUGUCGUACGCCAAGCCUUGAAAGAGGUCGAGUUGGACAGUUCCCGCCGCGUCGAACUGGAGGACUACGUCGAUCUCAUCUCCAAAGUUCGCUUUGCAACAGCGCAAAAUCAGGCUGGUGGCCAUGGUCCCGCAGCAGUCAUACCAGGAAAUGUCACUGGGCAGUCCCGCCACGUCUCUAAGGGGAGCAUCGGUGGGAAAAUCCAUGUACAAGGCUCGUCUGCAAAUGUGACACACACUAUAAACGAAGAUGAGAGGACCGAAUUCACCAGGCAUAUCAAUGCUGUUCUCGCAGGGGACCCAGACAUCGGCCACUCUCUACCUUUUCCUACCGAUACCUUUGAGAUGUUCGAUAAAUGCAAGGACGGUUUAGUGCUAGCAAAGCUUAUCAAUGACAGCGUUCCAGACACGAUCGAUGAGCGUGUUCUUAACAAGCCUGGGAAGAGAACAAAGGAAUUGAACGCUUUCCACAUGACCGAGAAUAACAACAUCGUCAUCAACUCCGCCAAGGGAAUAGGGUGUUCAGUUGUCAACAUAGGAAGCGGCGAUAUAAUCGAAGUUCGUGAGCAUCUUAUUCUGGGCCUCAUUUGGCAGAUCAUUCGCCGAGGUCUCCUCGGAAAGAUUGACAUAAAACUUCAUCCGGAGCUUUACCGGCUGCUUGAAGAAGACGAAACAUUGGAGCAGUUCCUUCGCCUUCCUCCGGAGCAGAUAUUGCUACGUUGGUUCAACUAUCACUUGAAAAAUGCAAAGUGGGAUAGAAGAGUUACAAAUUUCUCAACCGAUGUGAAAGACGGGGAGAACUACACCAUACUACUCAAUCAAUUGGCGCCUGAGAUCUGCUCGAGGGAUCCCCUUCGAGUUCAAGAUUUGGUUCAACGUGCUGAACAUGUUCUGACAAAUGCGGAAAAGCUCGAGUGUCGAAAGUUCCUGACCCCUACUUCGUUGGUUGCAGGGAAUCCGAAGCUUAAUCUUGCAUUUGUGGCAAACUUGUUCAACACAAUUCCUGGUCUUGACCCGAUUACAGAAGAAGAGAAACUCGAGGUUGAGGACUUCGAUGCUGAGGGCGAACGAGAGGCCAGAGUUUUCACUCUUUGGCUAAACUCCCUCGACGUACAGCCUUCUGUCAACUCACUGUUCGAUGACCUACGCGAUGGAACCAUCCUGCUACAAGCGUAUGAUAAGGUAAUUUCUGGCAGUGUGAACUGGAAACAUGUCAACAAGCCUCCGACGUCUGGCGGAGAAAUGAUGCGGUUCAAGGCAGUCGAGAACACCAAUUAUGCAAUCGAGCUUGGUAAACACAUUGGUUUCUCCCUUGUAGGUGUGCAAGGAGCGGAUAUUACCGAUGGCCAAAGGACUCUUACGUUGGGGCUGGUCUGGCAACUCAUGCGAAAAGAUAUCACUAUAACCCUCUCCGGCCUAGCACAACGGAUGGGCAAACGCGAAAUGACUGAUGCAGAGAUGAUAAAAUGGGCAAAUGAGAUGUCCCGAAGGGGAGGAAGAACUACGACAAUUCGCAAUUUCAAGGAUCCGUCUAUUGGAUCUGGUAUUUUCUUACUUGAUGUGCUCAAUGGCAUGAAGAGCAGUUACGUUGACUAUGAGCUCGUGACGCCUGGCCGGAGCGAGGAGGAGGCCUAUGCCAACGCUAAGUUGAGUAUUAGCAUAGCACGAAAGCUCGGGGCGACGAUUUGGCUGGUCCCCGAAGAUAUUUGUCAAGUUCGAUCUCGCCUAGUUACCACUUUCAUUGGUUCGCUCAUGGCUACAUACGAGAAAAUGCAAUAGUUCGUUCGAUCCAGGACUCUUACGCAAGGAGGGCUUCGUCUAUGUUCUUAGAUCUCGUGUUGCAAAUUCCAAAGUCCCCGUUUCUAGUCAUAGUGCUAUCUAAACAUAACCUUUAAUCAAGGUCCUUACAUGUC